Molecule: messenger RNA, 2097 nt
Organism: Botrytis cinerea B05.10
Lineage: Eukaryota; Fungi; Ascomycota; Leotiomycetes; Helotiales; Sclerotiniaceae
Exons: 1
Coding region: 473-1384 (303 amino acids)
Biological process (GO): carbohydrate metabolic process
Cellular component (GO): membrane
Molecular function (GO): hydrolase activity, acting on carbon-nitrogen (but not peptide) bonds
Source: RefSeq, a predicted model, not a curated record
GACCGGCAUUCAUAUCAUCAUGCUUUCUCGGGCAGCUCCGACUCUUUAGCUGAAAGUUAAUAAAACAAGCCUCUUCGCUCUCGAAGAAUGUCACCUCUGCAUUAUGAGGUAGGUAAUGUAAUAUUGCAACCGAAAUCAUUACAACCCAACAAUCAAUGUCUUGACUAUCAUCUACAGGAUCUGGCCGAGAUGAAAAACGAAACAAACCUCGGGACAUUAGAUAAGGUCGACCGAUAAGAAUUGGUGGCUCGUAAAUGUGGCUGGAGAGCAGAAGAAGGGGAGGGGACAGCAGCUACAUAGUUUCAGCCACAUCAGAUGUUGACCUUGACAAACAUUCUCCCCUAUUUCGUACCUAGGAAGAUAACUAUCUAGGUGGAUAGAGAGAGCAAGGUCAUCUACAAGGUCAUCUACGACCCAAUUACCAUCCCGCUCCAAGCAUGAUCAGAGCUUGCUAUCAACAUUUCACAUUCCAAUGCGUCUCAGAAUAGGUGGUCUCAUACGCAGAAUCCAGCGUUAUAGUACCUCCUCAUCGUGGUUUGCACCAGGUCCCACAAAGCAUGUCAAGAUAGAUGACGAAGAGCGCGGUGUAGACUCCUAUGAUUUGCCGACUCGAUUCCACCCUCAAUCAUCUUUCCACAUGAUAAAGAUGAUUCUCCUGGUGCUCCUAGCUCUACUUUUCGUCGUCCUCUUAUUGGGAUACACCAUUUACAAACCUCCCCAAUUCGUCAUCAAUUACCUCCGAUGGAAAUAUCCUGACGUACUAUUUCAAAUCCCUCUCUCACAUGCCCACCGUGUUAUCGCUCUAACAAUCGACGAUGCACCUUCCGAAGAAACAUCCCGAAUCUUAGAUUUACUCAAGAUCUACGACUCCAAAGCCACAUUUUUCAUCAUCGGAAGCCAAGUUUCCGCGCACCCCUCUCUCAUCCAACGUAUCCACGACGAAGGUCACGAGUUAGGAAAUCACGCCUGGGCCGACGAGCCAUCCAUCUCCCUCCCCAUCUCAGAGCUGGAGCGUCAAGUCAAAGAAGUUGAAGAUCUUCUGCCCCCCAAUCGUCCAAUCUCCGGUUCCAAAAUCCCGCCCAAGUAUUUUCGUCCCGGCUCCGGAUUCUUCAAUGCGCAAAUGCUGGAGAAAGCAAAGCAAUGGGGUUAUCGCGUUGCGCUGGGGAGUAUCUAUCCUCAUGAUCCGCAAAUCCAUAAUGCGAGGAUUAACGCAAAGCAUGUUUUGAGUAUGGCGAGACCGGGGGGUAUCAUCAUCAUGCACGAUAGGCGAUCGUAUUCGGCUGCUGAGAUUGAGUUGGUUCUUGGAGGGUUAAAAAAGAGAAAGUAUAGGGUUGAAUCGCUAGGAGGCUUACUUGGAGUCGCGGGGAUUAAUCAAGCGGUAUAAUCCCGAGAUGUCAACUUUGCUUUCUUGGGUUCGUCGACUGUCAAACUCGCAGAGUAUAGCAUAGUAUAGCACACACCAUCGUAUCCCACAGCCAAUUUGCCAAAGAUGGAACUUUACAAAAACGAGCCAGCACAGUUGAAGCAACUCAAAUUAGAACUUGCAUGAGAGCCAUUUCUUGGCGAGGAGGCCUUAAAGUAGACUGGAACGCAGGCAAUAGAAAUGAAUCACCAAAUCCAUUCGAUUCCUCACCCAGCUCUAACAACAUGCAUCUCUCUCUUGCUCUCGCUGAUACGGCCACUAACAUCAAACUCAAACUGUAUUGCAGAGCACAAAAACCCCCUAAAAAGAACCCCUCGAUAGUCCGCACCACAUCCAUCUCAGCAAAAGCAAGAGGAUCCAGAGACAUGGAAUAAGUGAACGAACAAAUAACCCCCCUCCCCAUCAAAAUAAAGCUGAAGAAUCACAAUUAUCCCAUCCUCGUAGUAAUCAAAUCACAGAUUCCAUUUCAUGCCAGGGUAUUUCAUGCUAGGGUUGCGAAAUAACCAUCAUAUCAGAUCACAUCCGUCAACCAUUCAUUGUCCUAACCAUCUACCCACCAUAUAUCAAGAACAACAAACGAUAUACCACCAAACGUGUAUAAAAACAAACCACUUCGAGACAUACAAUUCCUUUCCUUCCCCCUCCUCCCGCCUUUCUUUUCCCUCUCUUCCUUA